GAGGGGAGGGUUGGCGGCGGCGCAGGCCCGUGCGACGGUGCCGGAUGUUGGCGCCUUUCCUGCGAUUUUUUUUGUACACAAAAAAUUCGCAGGAAACACCCGUGUACGGCCCGACCCGACCCCGACCCCAACCACGAACACGACACAUCGGCAGCAGCGGCGCGAUUGCAAGAGGGCCGGCGGUUGAUUCCCAUCGAUCGGGGAAAGAAGAUGGGUGCGGAUGUGGAGAGAUCCAGCAACAAAAGGACCAUGGCCGCCGAUCCGACCAGCCGAGACGAUCCCUUGGCCAAGAAGAAGAAGAAGGUGGUGGAUCUGGGGAGCGACAGCGACGAGGACUUGCCUGAUCCGUCACAGUGGGCGGGGGUUAAUCCCGAUUCCUUCGGCGAUGACUACUUGGCCAAGAUGGAAAAGGCCAGACUCGACGAAGAAUCAGCUCCCCGCCCUGUGAAAAUUGCCACGCUCGACUACUACAAACCUGCCACCAGGUUUCACACCAUCGAGCUUUUCCCCGUCCGUCGAUCCGGAAGCAAGGCCGUGCUCCUCGCUGCGAAAUUUCUUCUAGGGAUUCCAUCCUCUCUCGAUGGUGAACCGCUCAGACGGUGCUCUGGCUUCUGGGUCGAUUGGGUUGAGGAGAAGAAAACUGGCCUUGUUUUGACAACUGCGCGGCUGAUUCGCACAAAGGAUGCUCCUUACAGUGUCUGGUCAGGCGGUGAAGAGUAUGCUACAGAUGCUGAUGUCACUGUUCAUUUGCUAAAUGGCACCAGUGCAAAGGGCCAGCUGGUCUAUCUCCAGCCCCACUACGAUCUCGCUUUCCUGAGCGUUCAGGUGGAUCAACCAAUCAACUUACCAUCUUUGAAUGAAAAAGAUGUAGAAUUUGCUCAAGAGGUUUUUCGGCUCGGAAGAGACAAUUCCUUAAAUCUAAGGAUAACAUAUGCCAGGGCAGAAUAUUUGAAUCCAACCAUGUUUGAGCGGCACCACAAUGUAUACUUCCGUUCUCCAGAUGGCCAUGGUGAUGAUAAUGAGUUUGACUAUGGGGGGCCAGUUAUUGACCUGUGUGGUGAAGUUGUCGGAAUGGUCAACGACCCUAAGAGAUUUGGGUCUUUUGUACCUUCUUCCAUUUUGCUCAAUUGUUUGGAUUCAUGGAAGAAAUAUCAGCACAUCGCCCGGCCUCAUCUUGGAAUGAUGUUUAAGGACAUCAAACUUCUAGAACCUGCUCAUGUUGACAUGUUAUGGCGUAAGUUUAACAUUGAUGAUGGUCUUAUUGUUCAAGAGGUGUCGGGAGGAUCUCCUGCUGAGAAAUUUGGAAUCCAAGAAGGUGAUAUUAUUGAAUCUUUCAGUGGAAAGCCUGUUUCUUCCACAAUUGAGCUGGAAAAUACACUGAUGAGCAUAUACAAGGGAACCUUAGAUGCUGAAGUUCGUAUUUCUGUUGGGGUGUUUCACACACUCAAAGAACAACGGAGCACUGUAGACUUGACUGCAAAAUUAUCAGAACUUGGAGAGGUUAUUACAAGAGGUCCUACAGACUCUUGAACUGGCUGCCAGGUCGAGGAGGGAUGUUUCUAUAGUGUGGCCACAUGUAGUACUAUAGAUAUAUUAGAAAUAACAUCUUUAUCUGUAAUUUAGUGCCUAGGUCCUCCAAAGUAGCAGCUCCUUGUGGGAUUUCCUAUACUGCAAUUGAAACCCCUCUUAGUGCCCGAGGAAGCGUUGUUUGUUGCCUUAUCUCAUUUGGUGGUCAACAAGGCCAAGUAUCUUGGCUCUGCACAUAUGGCUAUGCAUGAGGAGCACCAAGUAUCUUGGGUCAUGAACUUUGUGAAAAAGCACUACUAAUUUUUAACUGUUGCUGGUUUGUGGAAAUUCUUUUCUACGGUGAUCUGACUGUAAACACAUGUAUAUUUUUCUGCUGUUAUACUUGGAUGAAAUUUCUAAGUUGCAAGUGUAAGGUGGCCUCUCCACUAUUAAACCACGUGUCACAAUCC
Messenger RNA from Aegilops tauschii subsp. strangulata, 1976 nucleotides. RefSeq lists its product as uncharacterized. Lineage: Eukaryota; Viridiplantae; Streptophyta; Magnoliopsida; Poales; Poaceae. The record is from RefSeq and is a predicted model, not a curated record. Gene Ontology annotation, molecular function: protein binding.